Molecule: messenger RNA, 681 nt
Organism: Fonsecaea multimorphosa CBS 102226
Lineage: Eukaryota; Fungi; Ascomycota; Eurotiomycetes; Chaetothyriales; Herpotrichiellaceae
Exons: 3
Coding region: 1-681 (226 amino acids)
Source: RefSeq, a predicted model, not a curated record
AUGAAAGCAAUUCUGACGGGGUCCACGGGAUUCAUUGGGGGAGAAAUCCUCAACCAAUGUAUUGCACAUCCACAAAUCACGUCGAUUGUGGCCCUGUCUCGCCGUGCCCUGCCUGAGCCAGCUGCGAGUAGCUCGAAGGUCAAAGUUGUUAUUCUUCAGGACUUCACGAACUAUCCAGAUUCGGUCCUGGACGAGCUCAGAGACGCGGACUUUUGCAUAUGGGCGCUGGGCACAUAUACCGGCGGUGCAGAGGUCGAAGCUGGCUAUCCACUAGCAUUUUGCGAGGCGAUUGCCAAAGCCCGCAUUGGAACGACCACCAAGAUGUUUCGAAUGGUCUAUCUGAGCGGCAUGUUCGUGAUCAAUGACCAGAAUGCUUCGCUGUGGUUUUUCACCACAACUCGCAAGGCCAAGGGACUCGCCGAGACAAGGCUGCUGGCCUUUUCCGACGAGCAGAAACAGAACAACCAAAACUGGGAAUCAUAUGUAGUCAGGCCCGGUGGUGUGCUACACAAGCAGACAGCUGGUCUGAACACAGCCACCUACGGAAACAGACUCGUGAUCGGCGUCAGUGUGCUCGCGGUGGCACUGAUCGAGACAGCUUUGGAGGGGAACCCUGAAAACAAGAUAUUUCAUGGCGCCCUGGUCGAGAAGGGAAGAUCUGCGCUCCAAAAGGCCAAGUGA